GGAUACAUCCCUUUUCUUGCUGCCUGAGUGAGAAUUCAACUGUGCCUCACCCUUCAUUUUGGACACCUCUGGCUUUUCGCUGAAAUCGUCGAGGCCUGAUGUGAUCAUUCAAUUGUUCCAUCUCAACAGUCGUCGCCAUGCUGGCCUCCCCGCGCCUCGUUUAUCUGCUCAAGUUCGCCGGUCCGGCACUGAUUGUCGUAUGGUUGGUCGCCUACAUGGUCUCGGACCAGCCAGCGUAUAACAGCGUCGUUCGCCAGUUCAAAAGCGAAAGGGAUAUCUUCAUCACGGAUUUCUUGGAUCACGAUGUUGGCGGACAACUAGAUGGCAGUAGUAUCUCGGAGCUAUGCGCGAGCAAGACUUGGACACCAGGGUUGAUGCUGUCUUGUGAUCCCCAAUCUGGAGGUUUUGGCCAAGUCAAAGACGCGCAUCUGAACUGCAUUCGCUUCGCUAUCGAGGCUGGUGCCGAGUUGGUUCUUCCCCGGAUCAUCAAGCGCGACGAUAAGAACGUUGCGAAUACCCGGCCCAAGAACGGCGGCGGUCCCUACAUCGGGGAGUUUAUCGACUACUUGUUCGAUUAUGAAUACCUCAACCAAACGCUAUCGGAGCACUGCCCGCAGCUGAAAUUAUAUCGAUCCAUGAACGAGCUUUGGGAUGUGCCACAGGUGCAAUCAGCUCGGAAGAUUAGCUUACAAGAUGUUGGAGCUAAACUGAAUGGCUCCGUUAUUGAGGACAUGAAUACGUUGUCGGAGCAGAUCAAGUCGUACAUCGACAGGACAGAGGACCCAGAGACACGUCCGUUUCCAAUACGGUUCAGAUCCGAUGUGAUAAGCUCGGUUUUCCCAACAGCAUAUGGGAACCCAGAGUUGGCCAAAAACUUUGGCCGUCUUCUACGGCCGCGUAAAGACGCCAGAGUGCUCGCCGCUAUUGCGCUGUACAAUCUGCACAAAAAAUAUCAACUGAAUCUGGACCCUAAGCAGGGUUUCCAGCACAGCACUUUCCCCGGACUACAUCUCAGGACAGAGGCGGAUGCGACUCCUAUCUUUCCACCCUUCGACGACCAGGUCUCUACCUUGGUCGAGCUUGUCACCAACUCAACGGCCGGCUUUGCUUUUGUUGCCACGGGAGAAACAGAAGAGCGCAGACGAAAGUUAUCCAAAAAGGCCGAGGCGGUGGGCGUGACGAUGGUAUACAAGCAGGAUUUAAUGCUGGAUGAACCGGAAGGCCGAGAGCUUCUCGAGCAACUCACAUGGGACCAGCGUGCGCUCGUCGACUACGAGAUCAUGCUUCGGGCUGGACUGACCGUUGGCCUGAGCGGCUCCAUCUUUGACUGGAACAUCGCACUCAGGCGGAAUUCUGUACCAGGAGCAGACGGAGAGCCACCGUCUCUCGCCACCAGCUCCCCUAUCCAACAUCAGGAUAGGUAUUCGAUCCUUCUUGGAUCUUCAGAAAAGGCGGACACAUUGAGGGCGACAGUAUGGCCAUGA
Messenger RNA from Podospora pseudocomata, 1484 nucleotides. RefSeq lists its product as uncharacterized. The record is from RefSeq and is a predicted model, not a curated record. The transcript has 2 exons. Bases 138 to 1484 code for a protein of 448 amino acids. Lineage: Eukaryota; Fungi; Ascomycota; Sordariomycetes; Sordariales; Podosporaceae.